CGCGGAGCAACUCUGAACAAUUUUCUACAGUCCACGCGGCUCCCACAUCUACCUAACGAAGCCUCGCUAUUGGCAGAAAGCGGGAGUGACGGUUAAAACUCAAUCAGUUGAAGCCGACACCGAUCGAGAAUCCGCACUUAAUGGCUUCCUCAGAUUCCGUCAAGUAAACGAUAUCUGCUUUUAAUCUUCUACUUCGAGGAACAACAUACCGGAAAAGUUGAAAAUUUGCGGAAAUAAAUCCCCUAACAUUUCCCCGAAUCCCUCAACUAUCUGCUUCUUUUCAAACGGGCGAUACACAAAGAGGCUCUUUGGUGAAGGGAGGAGAUCAGAAGAUCUUCGCACGAGAUAUUCCAAUUUUUUUGCUUAAUAGUCGGUCAUGGAAGAUCAAAUGAAGUACCCAACAGUCCUUCAGAAAGUUGCCGCUCAUAUCCGUGUAAGUUCCAGCUUCUCUCAGGAUUCAAGAGCUUGCAACCAGUACUCUUACAGGCCUUUUUCUAUACCUGAGAGGCGAUUCCCCACCGCCACCGGCAGCUUUGCAAAUAACCUCACAAUGGUUAAGAGAGCUUCACCUGUUUUUGCACAAGCACCUUCAGAAAAAGGCAUUGCAGGCUUUGCCGUCGACUUUUUGAUGGGUGGAGUCUCCGGUGCUGUUUCAAAAACCAUUACAGCUCCUAUUGAACGUGUUAAGCUACUGAUACAGAACCAGGAUGAAAUGAUCAAGUCUGGUCGUCUUUCUGAACCUUAUAAGGGGAUUACAGACUGUUUUUCACGUACGGUUAGAGAGGAAGGUAUUGGCUCAUUAUGGAGAGGAAACACAGUGAAUGUUCUUCGUUACUUCCCCACCCAGGCCUUGAACUUUGCGUUCAAAGAUUACUUCAAAAGUAUGUUCAACUUUAAGAAGGAUAAGGAUGGUUACUGGAAAUGGUUUGCUGGCAACUUGGCUUCCGGAGCUUCUGCUGGCGCGACUUCCCUUCUCUUUGUCUAUUCCCUGGAUUAUGCUCGUACUCGUUUGACAAAUGACGCCAAGGCCGCUAAGAAGGGUGGAGAAAGGCAGUUCAACGGUCUAGUUGAUGUCUACAGGAAAACCAUUCAAUCAGAUGGCAUUAGUGGCCUCUACCGUGGGUUUAACAUCUCAUGCGUUGGCAUUAUAGUUUACAGAGGAUUGUACUUUGGAAUGUAUGACUCUAUCAAGCCGGUGCUCCUCGUCGGAAGCCUGCAGGAUAGUUUCUUGGCAAGCUUUGCCCUUGGUUGGUUGAUCACAAAUGGAGCUGGGCUUGCAGCCUAUCCAAUCGACACUGUCCGUAGAAGGAUGAUGAUGACCUCUGGCGAGGCAGUCAAGUACAGGAGUUCCAUGGAUGCAUUUUCUCAGAUUUUGAAGAAUGAGGGGCUGAAAUCCCUCUUCAAGGGUGCAGGUGCCAACAUCCUUCGUGCAGUUGCAGGUGCUGGUGUGCUUGCCGGCUAUGAUAAGCUGCAGAUACUUUUUUGGGGAAAGAAAUAUGGUUCUGGUGGCGCUUAAGUUCAUUUAUAAGGACGUUUGAUGUUCUUUAUUUAUUUUUUUUUAAACCUCCAUGAAUGGCACUAUGAACCUGUAAUUUGGGGAAUUUUGAUAUUUAGUGAUACUUUGUAUUCAGUGGAAGAUUGGUGAUUCUCAGGACUUGAAAUUGAUGGUGACUGACUAUUAUUACACAAAAUUUAAACACUAUCAAUAAGUUCCACGAAGGGAAUCUCAAUCUUCUUUAAAUAAAGUGCUGUAGGCAGAAAAGAAGUUCAACCAGAACUUGCAUUCUGCAGUCAUGACAUUAUUUCAACCCAGUAAUGCCAUCGCCUCUUGAACAAA
Molecule: messenger RNA, 1837 nt
Organism: Dendrobium catenatum
Lineage: Eukaryota; Viridiplantae; Streptophyta; Magnoliopsida; Asparagales; Orchidaceae
Product: ADP,ATP carrier protein 1, mitochondrial
Exons: 4
Coding region: 377-1516 (379 amino acids)
Biological process (GO): mitochondrial ATP transmembrane transport; mitochondrial ADP transmembrane transport
Cellular component (GO): mitochondrial inner membrane
Molecular function (GO): ATP:ADP antiporter activity
Source: RefSeq, a predicted model, not a curated record